Teleopsis dalmanni is the source of this 1115-nucleotide messenger RNA. Its product is annotated as CD63 antigen. Lineage: Eukaryota; Metazoa; Arthropoda; Insecta; Diptera; Diopsidae. Gene Ontology annotation, cellular component: membrane. The record is from RefSeq and is a predicted model, not a curated record.
GAUAAGAUGUUAGAUUCUCUAGUGUACUCACAACAGCGGGAAAGUCUAUUUCGACAAGUAUUUAAAACGUCGCAUGGCUUAUAGACCAUUAUUCAAACGAAAGCCUUCAAAGCGUUAAUUUUAAGCUAAAAACGAACGCAAUUUUUACUCGAAAACGGAAUUAUUUGCGUCUGCGGUUAAGAAAAUACAAUAAAAAAAUAAAAAAAUAAACGAAAAAAUUAAAAUUAAUUUCAAUAAAUUAAAUAAAUUAAGUGAAAAACUAAUAAAGUCAAGAUGAAUUGCUUAGCAUCAAUAGUUAAAUACAUUUUGUAUUUAUUAAAUUUAGUAUUUGUGGUAAUUGGCGUACUGCUCAUUGUUUUGGGUGGUCUUAUGUUAGGCAACUUAAAUAGCUUUACGUCAGUGGAUGAUGCUGUUAAUACAGAGGUAAUACCUAUUCUGGUGAUUGUUUUAGGUUGCAUUGUGUUCUUGGUAGCAUUCUUGGGAUGCUGUGGUGCUAUUAGAGAAAAUAGCUGCGUUAUGACCACUUAUGCUAUCUGUAUGUUUGUCAUAUUUGCCUUGCAACUCGCCUUAGUUAUUUGGGUCUUCGCAAGAUAUGAUGAAUUCUUGAACACCAUGUCUGAUGUUGUGCAAACCGCAUGGAAGAAUAACGAUUCAGCUCAUGGCAUGCCAAUGGAUGCUAUACAACUAAGCUUCAAAUGUUGCGGUCUUAAUAGCUACCAAGACUAUAAUGGAAGUGUACCUUCUUCAUGCUGUGGUGAAACUAUUGGCACUUGUGCAGCUAACAUUUAUGAGAGUCGCCCUGGUUGCCAGAGUGCUUUCUAUGAUUUCUGGUCAUCAAAUAUGGACAUCAUCCGCUAUGCAGGCAUUGGUGUUGCAAUUGUCGAACUCGUCAUCUUCACAUUAUCCUGUUGCAUUGCAAGCAGCAUGCGAAAAGCAAAGUAAACCUAUGCUAAGAAAUAGUUUCAAAAAAAUUAGCAUUUUUAUUUCAUAAAAUUCUUUCCAUUAAUUCAUUUAGUUCUUUUUUAUUUGUGUAAAUAUACAUACAUUAACUUGUUAUUUUUGUUUUUAACUAAACAAAUUGUUAACAAUAAAUAUUUUUUUUAAUAUUUAAAAAA